CUAUCACAAAGAUAACUGGAAACAUGUCAGUGGACGUAAAUGUCAAGUAAAAUGCUUAACCUGUGAGUCUGGCAAGAAGGUCCGCAAGAAUUGGUCGCAGCUUCAAAUCAGAAACAUUUUUCACUCCGACUACUGGAGUUGUAGAUCUGUUACAGGCUGCACUUAUUUCUUUACUUUUAUGAACUUUAGGCAAACCGUAAACAUUUCUUUGUUUAACCUCAAAAUUGUGUAAAUAGUCAAAUUCUUUUUCAGUGAAGCAGUUUUCAAAUUCUUGAAUCAGUUUAUCAUAUUUUAUCCUAUCGAUUCGUAUGGGGUCCUCAGCUAAUUGUUCGUAGUAUCCUGUAUCGUUCAGCAUAAUAUUACCUAUAUCUUUAUAAUGUAACGAAUCUAUAAAAUAUAAAUCAUGAAUAGAUUUAAUUUGAAAGGCACCGUUAUGAUACUGAUAACACCUUAAACACAGAGAUAAUUGUUGAUUUUUGUCCUGAUACACGAAAAGCAGAUAAAAUGGUAACUAAUAACAUAUAUAACCUGAUUCUGUUUAGAGAAAAUGGAGCCAAUUGAAUUAGACAUUAAUUAGUUCGAAUAUUCAGAAAGCGAAUGUUAUAUGCGACAGAAUGAUAUACCUUGUGGUAACAUUGACAGUAACACAUAUUGGAAUCCACCAACACAACAAACGAGAUAUAAAAAAAAAUAUAAUAAUACAGACAAAAAGUACACUGACUUUGAUAAUUAGAAUUCUGCAGUAAACACAUCUAUUGAUAAUUCAGUUGUAUUUCAAGAUGACGGUAACAUAAUUAUCUAAAUUAAGAAACUGUUUCAAGUGAGCCUAAUGUGUCGAACGACCAUUCAUACAGUGCUAUAGAUAUACCUGGUUUGACAAAGAACGGUCCAGAUAAGGAAAUUUCAGAAAGCAGUGAUCGAGGCAUGAAAUGGUUGAAAGAUACUACAUAUUGGCAAAAGAAAAAAGAGAAAAAGAAAGAAAACAUCAGAGUGGUAAAGAGUAUGUUAGUCUGAAAGGAAAUUGCAAGCAAAGACGAAAUAUUAAACUCACAAAGGACUGCGAAGGAAGGUGUCGCUUUGGAUGUGAAAAUUAUUUCAUUGAGAGUGAAAUCGAGGAUACUCACAAACAGUUCUGGUGUCUAAAUGAAGACAUGAAUGGCGAAGCAUUCAGAACGGCUGAACCAAUAAAAAAUUUCAAAGCCGCAGUUGGGGAGAACAUCAUCUAUAGUGAGUUACAAGCGGAAGAAACAGGGGCUCUUUAGUAACAGGUGAGUGAAAACAUUUAUGUAUAUGAUUUAAAGAUUCUUUAUAUGUGGUGAAAGUAGAUAUCACUGUUUGUUAUAAAUGAUUUUCAGUAAGCAUACCCCAUGUAUGAAGAAAAUAAUGAAGGCUACACUGGAGUCAUGCAUGUUUGUCCAUCAGUAUGUCUGUCCAUUUAUCAUGUCCGCUUUUUAUCUUCUUAAUCAUUUGAAAUAUUUCCAUAUAACAAGCAUCACUAUUGUUGACCUCAUUCAGACAAUGUGCAGAGCAAGGUCACUAGAUCUAAGGUCAAGGCUUUACAGGCAAACUGGGCCGGUAAUAGGCAUAUUGUACUUGAUUUUGAGGGAAAACAGACAGAACACACUAAACAUGCACAUUGGCGACCUUUACACAGAAUAGAGUAUAAAUCUUCAUUCCUGAAAUUAUGAACUGUAUAAUGCAUUACUAUCUUGCGAUUCUUACAGUUUUAGUAUCCGAAAACCCGAAAUGAGAUCACUCGGACAAUGAGAGGUUUGGAUGGGAAAUGGCUGUCUUGUCUACCACGGUUGUUUCAGCCAGAACGUAUCUAAGACAAUUGCUUGGUGUUGUGAAUGGGUAAAUAACUUUUA
This is a messenger RNA of Mercenaria mercenaria, 1868 nucleotides long. RefSeq lists its product as uncharacterized. The coding region runs from base 930 to 1262 and encodes 110 amino acids. Lineage: Eukaryota; Metazoa; Mollusca; Bivalvia; Venerida; Veneridae. The transcript has 2 exons. The record is from RefSeq and is a predicted model, not a curated record.